Messenger RNA from Leptopilina heterotoma, 2393 nucleotides. RefSeq names its product AF4/FMR2 family member lilli-like. The coding region runs from base 1378 to 2340 and encodes 320 amino acids. The transcript has 7 exons. The record is from RefSeq and is a predicted model, not a curated record. Lineage: Eukaryota; Metazoa; Arthropoda; Insecta; Hymenoptera; Figitidae.
UUGUCAUGAGAAUGCAACAUCUCGGAAAAAAUAAUCCAGGAUGGAUUAAGCGCAGUGUUUUACUGACAAGUAGAGAGAGAGAGAGAAAGUAAAAGAGAGAAAAAACAUUGUUCUCGUGAAGCACGCGGCUAUUCUUUUGUCGUGACAUUGCUAUCAUUUACGAAUAUCGCUACUUGUAUACUUAUUUCUACGUCUAGAGAGAGAGUUGCUCGCUGAUUAACAGCGACUCCACUAUAAAUACAUCAACAACCACACACUACAAGCAAUAAUGGAUUGUGCCACUAUUAUCUUCCACUAUUACACAUGCACACUAGUUUUGUUUAAAGACACCCGGCGCAAUAUUGUUCCCGCGCGGAGCGGCGGCGGUGUAUCGGCACAGCGGCCAUUUUGAUAAUCUCCUACUCCCUCUUUCUUGCCCUCUCUCCUCUCCCUCCUCUUUUGCCCUCCCUCACAUCCCGUAUCAUCUAUCCGUCUAUCUCGUUCGUGUGCCCGUGCUGUGGACCUCUCUGCAUCAUCCUCCUCUCUCUCCUCUCUCUCUCGCAAUUCUCCCCCCACCAACUACUCACCCACUCGUCGACGACGACGCGCGUGUUUUUUCCUUGUGCGCCUUGACGCGCGAAUCUCGCGAGCUUUUGCGGCAAAGACGUGCAAAGUGUCGCAUCGUAUCGUGUUGCACCGAAAACAAUCAUCUUUAUUUUUUAAUGUAUUUUUCGCUGCGGUCUUUUCGAUAACAAUUCCUCUUUGGUGAAAAAAAUAAAUCGUGUGCGCAAAAGUGUGACAGUGAUUGUUUUUUAAUUUGUGAAUACAGUGUUGUAAUUAAGCGUUUCAGGAGGAGCGCGCGUCUGGAUUAGCCGCUCUCUCCAAACGCAACUACGUCAGUGUCACGUGUAUUCUUCGAUUUUUUUUUUCCUUUUGUUCGUCGAUUCUUUAUUAUAUUCCGAAUUUUAUAAUAAUUUGUUCGUUGAUUUAAUAAAAUAUUUAAUAAAUAUCUCGUUCGUUUAAUAUUUGUGAAGAAAAUAUAGAUUCGGUGAUAAAUAUUGCGAAGAUUUAAUAUAAUUAGUUUGGUGAUUAAUAUUGCGAAGAUGUAAUAAUUCGUUGAUUAGUAUUACGAAAAUAAUUUGUUCGUUGAUCAGUUAUUUUAUAUUGUGAAUAUUUACCAAAAAAGGGCAAAAUUGUGUUGUGUGAAAAGAAAUGAAGGUGUUUAAUUCCCCAUUGAAAUACGACAUUAGUGUCGGGAAAUCAAUAAGUUUCCGAAACAAUGAUACACCAGUAAUUGUGAUCAUCAAUUUCAUACAAAUUUUGUCCGUUUAUUCGUAAAAAAUUCUUUGUGUGGAAAGGGACCGGCUCCGUGAGCGGGAACGACAAGCCCGCGCGGCGAUGUCGGUCCAGGCGGAGCAGGCAGCAGCUGGAGGUGCUCCUGAUGCACGGCACGGUCAUCAUCACGGUCAUCACAAUCAUGGUCAUCAUGCUGAUUCGCACGCAGCUACUGCUUCUCUCUUCCGUGCUCCUGUCAAGGUGAACCCCGAUGCACAAGACCGAACGACACAGCAGAUUCAGUCGAAGUUGGGCAACUAUUCGGUGGUGAGACACCUGCUCGAGGAUCCAAAGAGGCUGAUAGGAAUCGAUGGUGUGCCAGCGAGUCCAGCACCGGCUCAUCAAUCGAGGCUCGCCAGCGGCUCUGGUUCGAGUUCAAGGAGCUCGCCAUCGUCACAGGAGUUCAAGAAACCUGGUGGGCCCAGGUCAAGUUCCAACUCCUCGAAUUCAUCAUCGAGUCACGCAUCAGCGCAACGCGGCGGUUUUGUUAAGCCCGCCGAUGGGAAGCCACCCUACGGUGGCCGUGGCGGCUAUCCUGGACAGCCAGUCAAGCACGGCGGCAAUAGCAAUGAUCAUCGUAGUCACGGCUUACUUCCGGCAAAGGGUCCUCCGCCUCCUUCCAAUUCAUCGGGAAGCGGUAAUUCGAAUGCUGGCAGUAGUCUCGCUAAUAGUGGUAGUGGCAGCAGUAACAGCAAUAGCAGUAACAAUAACAACAACAACAGCAAUAGUAGUAGCAGCAGCAGUAAUCGACUACACAACGCUGGUAGCCGUCUGCCGAGAAUGAACCUCGACAAUGGCAUCAAUUCCAGGCAGGCUCUCGAGGAAAAUACACCAGAUGUUGAGGACAUUUUAAAGGAAAUGACGUCAGCUGUAACACCAUUGACAGCCAUACCUCAAACACCGCGAAAGGAAGUGGAGUCGAAAUUCACAUUCAAUCCUGUUUUGGCGAAGUUGACCGAAGUGCCGCCGAUUGAAACAACAAAGCCUCAACGUGAGAGACACGCUACCAGCAGACUUUCCGCGUAAGUACCACAUUUGCAUCCAAAAUAAUUAACUACUGAAAUUGAAUUUAAUAAUUA